This is a messenger RNA of Coniophora puteana RWD-64-598 SS2, 691 nucleotides long. RefSeq lists its product as uncharacterized. The record is from RefSeq and is a predicted model, not a curated record. Gene Ontology annotation, molecular function: single-stranded RNA binding; translation initiation factor binding; single-stranded DNA binding. The transcript is spliced from 6 exons. Gene Ontology annotation, biological process: DNA-templated transcription; positive regulation of translational initiation; positive regulation of nuclear-transcribed mRNA poly(A) tail shortening. Gene Ontology annotation, cellular component: RNA polymerase II, core complex; P-body. The coding region runs from base 35 to 547 and encodes 170 amino acids. Lineage: Eukaryota; Fungi; Basidiomycota; Agaricomycetes; Boletales; Coniophoraceae.
CUUUCCCUCCCCUGGUCUUACCCACCUGCCCGCCAUGUUCUUCAUCAAAGAACUCACGCACACGAUCCUCCUCCACCCAUCCUACUUCGGCCCGCGGAUGACCCAGUUCCUCGAGUCGAAGCUCUACGCCGAUGUCGAGGGGACAUGCUCGGGCCAGUUCGGAUAUAUCAUCGCCGUCGUCUCCAUCCUCGACAUCGGCCGCGGCAUGGUCCUCAGCGGCAGCGGCCAGGCCGAGUUCGUCACCCGCUACCGCGCUAUCGUGUUCAAGCCGUUCAAGGGUGAGGUCGUCGAUGGAGUCGUCAAUAACGUCAACAAGAUGGGCUUCUUCGCGGAUGUGGGGCCAUUAACGGUGUUCGUGUCGCACCAGCUCAUCCACCCCGACCUCAAAUUUGACCCCAACUCAAAUCCCCCAUCAUUCGCUUCGGACGACCAGAUCAUCGAGAAGAACACGCGUGUACGGGUAAAGCUCGUCGGGACGCGUGUAGACGCUACGGAGAUUUUUGCAAUAGGAACUAUCAAGGAGGACCACCUCGGCGUCAUUGACUAAACUUGAAUUCAAAACUUUUCCGGGGACUGGGACCGGGAAACCACUACUCACGCUUUCAUGUACUUGCUAUGUUGUUACCAUACUAAUGUCGCACUAGUCUAACUCAUCUGCAUCCUCUGGCCCAUGGGUCCUGCAAUAAACAUU